This is a messenger RNA of Ruditapes philippinarum (Manila clam), 1242 nucleotides long. RefSeq names its product transcription factor mef2A-like. The coding region runs from base 1 to 1242 and encodes 413 amino acids. The transcript is spliced from 3 exons. The record is from RefSeq and is a predicted model, not a curated record. Lineage: Eukaryota; Metazoa; Mollusca; Bivalvia; Venerida; Veneridae.
AUGCCAAGUUUUAUCUCAAAUGGAUUUUAUUCGGACAUAAGUCACAAUUAUAGUGACGUAAGUUCUGAUGACGAGGUUCUAGACUUAGUUCAAGAGUUAGACAGCUAUCUUGAUACUUACAUACCGGAAGAUGUUUCUAAUACCUUUAUUGACGAUCUGCUAGAUGCAACAGGAAACUCAACGGGAGAUUUACAACAUGUUGACCUACCACAAGAGAUCCAGCAGGCCCGAUAUCGCCCAUGGCCUAGAUAUAAACAGUGCAAACAGGAAAAUCCUAGGUCAAAAGUAACAAUCGUUUACCCAGCUAAAUUAAUACUGGAUAGUAGGCUAGUGAAUGAUGAAAUGCCCGAAUGGCAACGAUAUAUAAAUGCUAGUAGGUUGUCAAGUAUCGAACACGUUGGUAGACUGAACGACCAAACAACAAGCCAAUUAGACGAGCCAUCGUAUCAGAGUCAGCAUGAUCCCCAAAAUGGAAAAGGGCCGGAACACCCGGAUACAAUCGCAUUUAGCCAACAACAAACUGGUGACGUCAUGCAAAGACAAUACAAUACAUGCAACUUACCUGCAUUAAAUGACUCAUUUAAUGGCCCUCAGUAUAGUAUCCCAUUAUCCUCACAAAAAGAACAAAAUCCUAUUUCUCAAAUGAAUAGCACAUGUAGUAACACUGUAAUCAAUUCUACAUGUCCGAACACAAUACACAGCCAACCAAUGUAUAGUCACGAUAACCCAAAUGUUCACCAAUCUGAAUCACACACAAAUCAAAACAAUAACAAAUCACAAUCACAUCAAACUACAAGCAAUAAUAACAGUAAAAAUUCUGCUCAAAGUCAGUCAGAUAUGCCUGCAGUGUACUUUAACCUCGAUACACAAUCCGUAGAAACAUACGCCAGUGUCACAUCCCCCAAAUAUGGAGCUGUUACAUCUAGGUCAUCCAUAACAAACAAUAACACGCUAGGAAAUAGCGGCGAUAAACAAGUUAUACCUGAGAGGGGGCGUGCACGAAAUAUUCGUGCGGCGUCUAGGUCGGAAAAGCGUGUCGAGUCGGCCAGUCCACACAGAAGACAAAACAGGAUUUCCCCAGUUUCUAUUAAUAGAAAUGACAGCACGAGCAAGAACGAUAAACGAUUAGGUCAAUACUAUGUGAAGGAGAAGGUACCACUACGCUAUCUUAACUUGUCAUGUCAGGAGAUAGUGACACAGAAUCAACAUAAGAAACGCAACUUCUUGAAUAUACCAAUAUAA